AUGCAACUACUCAGAAGAAACCGUCGAAAUUCGAGCAACUCAAGACAGAAUACAAAUAGCAGAACUGCAACAAGUAAUGCUGAACAACAAAGCUCAACACCAAGAUCAACCCUAAACAGUCCAAUACCUCCGGAGAUGCUGAGGUCUUUAAGUGAAGAAACCUUGAUAACUAGUGGUCACUCCAUACCCACCACACCUACACAUCCAUUUUCAUCAAUACCCAACCAUAUACGAAGAACUAUUUCCAACGACUCAAAUCUCACAUAUAUUUCAAGAGCUGAAACUUUUGUUGAUUUGGUAUUAGGUCAUUCAUUUGCUGAAUUUAAUGCAAUAAGGACUAUGCCUGUUGUUUCAGCACUUUUUCAAAAAGGUCUAUACGUGUUCCCAUCUGAAGAGUCGCUCAACUUGUACAAAGAAAAGAAUAGAAAUGUUGACCUUUCAUUAAGACAAAAAGGGCUAGGGACACCCAUUUUACAAGUUACAACACCCAUGUUAAGUGCUUUCAAGAAAAACUGUCCAACUGUCGUGAUAUAUAGGUUCAAAACUCCACCUAUCAACUGUUUAAACGUUAGUCCAGAGGCCACCAUAGAGAAUCCUAAAAUUGAGUUCUGCAGGGUUUAUUUUAAAUAUUUGAAAGAUAAAAUUGCCAAAUACACUUUCCAAUUCAUGCCUAAUGGGGAUCCAAAUGAUGCAGAAAAUGAAACUUUAACAAUGUAUGUUAGUUCUGUUACUCCAUAUGCUGAUGUUUGUUACAAAAACACGAGACUGAGAUGGGUUGGUACAACAAGCAUGUCUUCAACAUUCGGUUCAGGUUUUUUCAAACUGCUGAAAUUAUCAGAUGAAAGCCCGUCUUUAACAGACCACCUAGAUGAAAAUUUUCCAGACCCUACAAAUCCAUUAUUAGCUUCAAGAGAUGCAUUAGCCAAUACUUCACCUUUACCACCUUUGGCAAGGUUCAGUGAUAAACAAUCAUCUUCAAUACCCAAGAAAAGACUCUUGAGACAUGGUGAUAUCAAACUUAUCGAAGUUUUCAAUUCAGGCAAUAAAGAUAGUAUACUUGAUAUACCUUAUUGUUCUUUAGUUAUAUCAAGCUUGGCGUUGGUUUUACGUGAUCAAGAAAUCAAAAAAUAUCACGGAAAUGCAAGAUAUUAUGACACUUCACUAGCUACAACAAACGUAUUCUACUAG
Messenger RNA from Hansenula anomala, 1188 nucleotides. RefSeq lists its product as uncharacterized. The record is from RefSeq and is a predicted model, not a curated record. Lineage: Eukaryota; Fungi; Ascomycota; Saccharomycetes; Phaffomycetales; Wickerhamomycetaceae. The coding region runs from base 1 to 1188 and encodes 395 amino acids. The transcript has a single exon.